UUGGUCCUGAAAAUUUCUCGCAUUGCAACGCCUAUGGUGUGUUUCUUGGCAAGCGGAGACAGUAAGGGAGAGAUUCGAGUUUCAGAACAGGAGCUCUCUGGUGAUUUUUCUGAAGCUAACCCAAUAAGCAGAUUAUGGCAAAGCGUGAGCUUUCAAACACCUUGAGGAACUUGAAGUUCAUGCAAAGAGCUGCUCAGAGAGAGGAGAAACCCAAGAAAGAAGAAGACGUUAAGCCUGAUGGGAAUUUCUUUUCCCCUGGUGCCGUUAAUAAAAAAUGUGUUGUCAUAAUGGAAGGGGAUCCUCUCCCGGGAGCAACUAUGGGCCGUAUGUCGUUUCAGAGUUUCAAUCCUUCUAUUGAUAAACUGAAUGAAGCAGGAAACACUCACAAGCCUGAAGCACCUGCCACUUCUUCUGACAACCAGAGUGGAAAGUUCUCUUUUAGAGAAAAUGGGCCCUCAAAUGGAGCUGAAUGCCCAAAUGUCGAUGAUAAAUUAAAUUACGAGGCUGAUGGAGAUCUCAAAAGAAAACAGCCUGAAGAGGUGUCAGAAAAGGAUCUGCCAAAUGAAUCCCCUAAAACUGUUGUAGGUGGUCAGCAUUCGUCGCCACUUAACAAUAAAGCCUCCUUCAAGCAACCAAAGCGUGAAAAGCUGGAUUGGAAUGUUCUUAGACCGUCAAAGGGUAAAAACAGAAGAGAGUGAGCAUGAGUAGGCUUAUUUCACAAUUUGGGAGUUCAAAAAACUCCAUGCUGUCUGUGAACGUAGGGACAUGGAUUUCUCGCAUCACUUCAAGCCUUGCUGCGUCUAGUUUCAUCAGGUGAUUUCUAGAUGUUCUUUCGUUUUUUUGGAGAUUGUAUAAGUUUUUUUUUUUUACCGUGUUUGUGCUUACAACUGCCUUUUUCUUCACUAAACUCUUCCACAAUGGUUGGAAGGACUCGUAGGAUUAUAUAAGGGUGUGAAAAGAGUACAUUCAUAUGGCAUCCAUUCUCGAACUGUACCAUCUUUUCUGUCUUCAUGGAUGCUAUUGUGACUUAAUUUUGUUUACUGAAUGAGAAUUUGUAGCGGGAUCAUUUACCUGUUAUGGUCAAAAGCACAUAUGCUGCGCCCUGAGUAUUCUCUUAAAUAACA
Molecule: messenger RNA, 1124 nt
Organism: Tripterygium wilfordii
Lineage: Eukaryota; Viridiplantae; Streptophyta; Magnoliopsida; Celastrales; Celastraceae
Exons: 5
Coding region: 135-698 (187 amino acids)
Biological process (GO): maturation of 5.8S rRNA
Source: RefSeq, a predicted model, not a curated record